Glarea lozoyensis ATCC 20868 is the source of this 2106-nucleotide messenger RNA. RefSeq lists its product as uncharacterized. Gene Ontology annotation, cellular component: cytoplasm. The transcript has 2 exons. Gene Ontology annotation, molecular function: L-ascorbic acid binding; iron ion binding; peptidyl-proline dioxygenase activity. The record is from RefSeq and is a predicted model, not a curated record. Gene Ontology annotation, biological process: peptidyl-proline hydroxylation; regulation of translational termination. Bases 1 to 2106 code for a protein of 701 amino acids. Lineage: Eukaryota; Fungi; Ascomycota; Leotiomycetes; Helotiales; Helotiaceae.
AUGAAGAGGAAGGCUGAAUCGCAAUCGAGUAGCCAGAAUGGCAAGAGUAUCCUGAAGAAGCGAUCGAAGACAAUACUAUCCGAGGAAGAAAUCCAGAAGAGUUUCCGCAAAGGCCUCUUCGAGAAAGAUGUGCUCAAGAAAUACACGAAAUCAUACGCCGAUUCCGAGCCAUACAAGCACAGUGUAAUCAGCUCUUUAAUUGACGAUAAACUCCUUCGCGCGGUUCGAGACGAAAUUCGAGAAAAUGUUCACUUUACCCCAAAGGAAACCGAUAUUUACAAAAUCCAUCAAUCGGGUGAUCUCGCCAACCUCGAUGGAUUGGAGGAUGGUGCGCUCGAUAAAUUGCCUUCGCUGUUGCGAUUGAGAGAUGCUAUGUAUUCGAGCUCUUUCCGGAAAUAUGUUGCUGCGAUUACGGGGUCGGGGGAAUUGAGUGGGAGGAAGACGGACAUGGCUAUUAAUGUCUACACACCUGGAUGCCAUUUGUUGUGUCACGAUGAUGUAAUUGGCAGUCGAAAAGUCAGUUAUAUUCUAUACUUGACGGAUCCAGAUCUGCCUUGGAAAGAGGAAUGGGGUGGAGCAUUGCGAUUGUUUCCUACCAAGACUUUCAAGGACGAUGAAGGGGAGACGACCAAGACGCCAAGUCCCGAUUUCACCAAGGUCAUUCCGCCUGCUUGGAACCAAUUGAGUUUCUUUGCAGUACAACCUGGAGAGAGUUUCCAUGAUGUUGAGGAAGUUUAUCAUGCCGAAAGUAAGGAGCAAUUGGAGAAGGAUGGAGGUCGUAUUCGAAUGGCUAUCAGUGGUUGGUUUCAUAUUCCACAGAUUGGCGAGGAGGGAUAUGUUGAAGGUGCGGAGGAGAAAUGGGGAAAGAAUAGCAGUUUGAUGCAAUUGCAAGGCAACCCGGAUCGAUACGAUUUUCCACAAUCGAAACCAGUUGAGGUGGAGGAGUGGAAGGAAGAUGAAGGGAAGGUGUUUGAAGCGUCAGAUCUUGACUUUUUACUCAAGUAUAUGGCACCAACAUACUUGACGCCGGAUACGUUGGAGCAGGUCGCUGAGCAAUUCAUGCAGCUAUCUAGUGUCACAUUGGAUGGGCUUUUAUCGAAGAAGUACUCAGAGAAGGUUCGGCAAUAUAUCGAACAGGAGGAGGCAUCCACUUUACCCGACAGCAGCGACGAGAUUGAAAAAGGGGCUUGGAGAGUUGCUAGGCCUCCACACAAGCAUCGAUUUCUCUACCAGCAACCCAAAACAAUACCUAAGAAGGGUAAGGGCAAAGAAAAGGAACGGAAUCCUAUCGAAGAGCUCCUCAAUGUAUUCGUCCCCAGUCCACAAUUCCGAAAAUGGUUGGAGUUGGCUACGCAAACCACGAUUACGAGCCAAGACAUCUUAGCACGACGAUUUCGAAAGGGUCUUGAUUAUGCUCUGGCUACAGGUCAUGAUGGCGAUGCAAGAUUGGAAUUUAGUUUGGGCCUGACACCUACACCGGGUUGGGGUGCUGACGAUGAUGACGAGGAGGAGGAGGAGGAAGGAGAAGAGGAGGAAGACGAAGAGGAUGAUGAUGAGGAGAUUCCUGCCGAGAAGUCGAAUGGUUCUAAAUCUAAGAAUAAGGGCAAAGGGAAAGAGAUUGAGAAAACAGAACCCAGAUCCAAAUCGAAGGGUAAAGGGAAGGAAAAGACAGACAAGGAGGUCGCGACAGAAAAAGAAUUAGAAGCGGAGGCAGUAGAGAAAGAAGAGGAAGAUGAUGUUGGUGGUCAUGAAGUCUACAUGGCGGGUGACGAUGAUGACACCGAUGCAGAUGCUGCGAUUUAUAAAGCAUCAACAGGCGAGGAAGACGACAACGUUCUCUUCACCAUGCCAGCCUCUUGGAAUAAGAUGAGCAUUGUUCUUCGAGACAGUGGUGUCUUAAAGUUCGUCAAAUACGUUAGCAAAAGCGCCAAAGGAGAUCGAUGGGAUCUUGGUGGUGUUUUUGAAUUGAAGGAAGAAGAAGAUGAUGAGAGUACCGGUGAGCAGGACACCAGUCAGGAGACCGGGCUUUCUCUCGAGGAUAUGGUGGUGAGUGAGGAAGAGGAGUUUAAUGGCUUUCCACCGUCUGAUGAUAGUGAUUCGGAUUGA